AUGGCCACGCCUAACACUGUAAUCAGAACCGAGUCGAAUGGCCAUAUUGUGAGCGGGAUUGCCAUAGAAGUCAAGUAUGGUAUGGGUAGGCACGUCGAGAAUGUUUCGAUGGAAGAAACGAUGGAGCAACUAAAAUUUCUGUUGGUUGCAGUUCUCCACUACAACAUGGGAAUGAACGUUGUCAAGGUAUCGUUCUUGCUCCAGUAUCGAAGGGUCUUUGUGGCCAAGAACGUUCAGAGAAUUUGUUUCUGGGCGAUGAUUUUCGUGGUUCUCUGGGCAUGCGCGCAGGCCACACUGCUUGGCACUUCAUGCCUUCCGAUAUCCAUCAUCGUACCGAGUACAGCUAGCUUCUGUCUCAACACUCUACCUAUUUGGUACUUCUCCUCGGGUAUGAGCAUGGCAACAGACAUCAUGAUCUUCUGCAUUCCACUGCCGUCAGUCCUCAAACUUCGCCUACCUACGAGGCAAAAGGCAAUGCUGUUCGGUGUUUUCUCCCUCGGUUUCUUUGUGUGCAUCAUCUCCAUAUACCGCAUGUUCACCUUGCGCACUGCCGUCUACAGCGAGGACCCGCCAUGGGAAAACAUUGGGGCAGCGAUUUGGUCAGCCAUCGAACUCAAUACCUCUAUCAUCGCUGCAUCCCUUCCGACUCUACGCCCGCUGCUCGCGAAGUGGCUCCCUGGUGCCGGUCUUUCCUCCGCCCACAAGAGCACAAGCGCGUACCCCAGAUACGGGAGCUCCUCCGGCAUGGGCAGAAGCAACUUCAAAGAGCUCAAGAGCAGUGGCCAACGGGAGGUCAGCACCGAGGAGCUUGUCUUGAAGGACAUGAUAGCCAGCCAGUCGGGUGUCAUGCCAUCGGUUUACUCGCAGGCCACAGCAGAGCCGAAGGUCGCUUCACCCACUGCACCAGCGGCCUCAUUCAACUGGCAGAAAACAUCCCACGUCCUUGCGUUUGGGGACUCGUACACCUAUGUACAGGGGACAGAGGGCUGGUGGGGGUACAGUUUUAUUGGCUCUCAACUGAAUAUUUCAUUCACGCCAGAGCAGCUUCUUUCGGACAGAAUCGUACCCGGACAGAACACCUCUUCAGCCGGGGGCCCCAAUUGGAUCGAGGAGUUGACGGGUUGCAAAGAUGGUCUGCCACGGGACUGUGAGAUUCAGCUAUGGAACUUUGCCUUUGCAGGCGCCGACAUCUCGACCACGUUCGUUCCACUCCAUCAUGACUAUACUAUCUCCUUUGAGAACCAGGUCUGGCAAUGGGAUACCUACGGAAGAUCUGUCAUAAACGCCGACCAAAAGUUAUCCUUGGUAGCCUCUUUCAUCGGAAUAAACGACAUCAACGACAUGGCAAACUUUGAAUUCCCUCUUCAGAACCUGACAAGUUUUGAAGAGCUGUAUACUGCGGCUAUUGCGGAGCAGUUCACCGCUUUGGAGACUGUCCACAAGGCUGGCUACCGCAACUUUCUCUUUCUAAACUUGCCUCCUUUGGAUAAGACGCCCGCAUCUCAGACAAACCCCAACCGCAAACCAGACACAGCAAUGAUCAAUACGUUCAAUGAUGUUCUCAAUCAAACUGCAAAGGCCUUCACAGAACAGCACCCAGGAACGACCGCAAUGGUGUUUGAUACUUACAGCUGGCUCACUCACGUAUUCAACAACGCUGCGUCUUUUGGCAUCACAAAUACCACGUCGUUCUGUCCCAAGUACAACGCGUGGGAUAUUGCUACCAACUACGAGUCCUCUGGGUGUCAGCCAAUAGGCGAAUACUUCUGGUAUAACUCGGGCCAUAUCGCAUACACCGUGUCACAGCUUCUUGGUUCGAAGGUAGACGAGUUUUUGACACAGAAGAGUGGCAGUUGUGGCAACAAAACUGGACUUGACGAGUCAUGGGGGACUCUGUGGGAUAACGGGAAGGCGAGCUGA
Messenger RNA from Colletotrichum karsti, 1920 nucleotides. RefSeq names its product lysophospholipase a. The record is from RefSeq and is a predicted model, not a curated record. The transcript has 8 exons. NCBI's taxonomy places the organism in Eukaryota, Fungi, Ascomycota, Sordariomycetes, Glomerellales, Glomerellaceae. Bases 1 to 1920 code for a protein of 639 amino acids. Gene Ontology annotation, molecular function: hydrolase activity, acting on ester bonds.